Colletotrichum karsti is the source of this 1497-nucleotide messenger RNA. RefSeq lists its product as uncharacterized. Bases 1 to 1497 code for a protein of 498 amino acids. NCBI's taxonomy places the organism in Eukaryota, Fungi, Ascomycota, Sordariomycetes, Glomerellales, Glomerellaceae. The transcript is spliced from 2 exons. The record is from RefSeq and is a predicted model, not a curated record.
AUGGCCCUGCCUAUUGACCCACCGGUCUACGACCGUCUGGAUCAACACGAUUACGAUGGCGAUCCUGGACGACUCGUGCCUCACCCUGACAGGACUUCGUCUUGCCCUUCUGCUUCUGGUUGCUGUGGCUCCGCAUUCGAGGAACUAUCGACAGAUCAUGCCAUGAUCCGUUACUUGUCCCUUGAGUCGGACUACUCGCCAUUGAAGAUCGAGAUCUCUCCACACUUGGUGACCGACUUUACCAACGGAGAGAACUUCGGCGUCAGACGCGGCAAAUUUCGAACUCCAGCGUCACGAGCGGCAUCGCUCCGUGACACAAAGCCCUUUCCUGAUACAGGACGUCUGCCAAUUCCGCAGCAGGUUGGCCAAGGACCUGAGUAUGUCGUAAAACUUCUCGAGCGGCCAUCUAAACUUGAUGAACCUUGUUUCCAAGCUCACACGCAACCAACGCCUUUUGUAAACCACUUCGCUCAGCAGAUCGCCGAGUCUACCGCCAUCUACGACCACCACUGCAACCACCUCUACCAGCAAUUUUCAACUUCCGAGACGGAGUUGAGCGAGAUGUCUGUUGCAACCAUCAGCGUUGACAGACACGAAAACGACCUUACCCAAGCCGGGUCUGACGUCCUUCCCACUACUACUAUGGCGGCUCCUACCAAAGGCUGGCCCGCCGAGGGUCGGCCGGUAUGCGCUGCGCCCGACGACCUUAUGGAUCCCAUGUUCACGCAGCCCUCGCCUCUCUCCGACCUCUACGAGGCACCGGACGAGAUGGACGAUUGGGCUAUGCUUAUCAACCACGAUAUGCUCGCCACCGGCGACUUUACCAACAUGGGCUGCACCUACCCCACGGAGACUGACUACGCCCAAGCCAUGCCCUCCCCCGAGGACAUUUUCAACGAUCCCGCGGUCCAGUUCGACGUCGAGCAGAGCCUGUUCUCUUUCAAUGCUCCCCUCCCAGAUCUCUCGGCGUCGGACUACCUCUCGGGUACCGACCAGUUUUCUGUCUCCUCAUACUUCGGCAGCGCAAGCACAUCUCCCUACGAGGCGUCCCUGGACUUCCUCCCGGAUGCGUCCAUGCCUCUCUUCCCGCCAGCCAACAGCAUCUCUACCUCCCCCUUCGUGGGCACCACCUCUCCCACCAGCUCGGACGCCGACUACCCCUACCGCUGCACCACCGACAACUGCACAAAGACCUUCCGCAAGGAGGCCCAGCUCAAGCAGCACCAGCGCGUCCACCGCAAGUCUCUGGUUUGCACAAUCUGCCGCGCCGAGCACCGAACCGAACACAAGUUCGCCCAGGUCCGUGACCUCGAGCGGCACUUGCAGGCGCGGCACCCGGAGGUCGCCCAGAGCGCAAACGUACGCUCCGAGAUCCGGGAGUGCCCUCAUCCCGGGUGCGACCACCGCGGGCGGAGAGACAACGUGUCGAGACACCACGAGAGCAAGCACGGUAAAAAGCUCAAGUGGAAGAGGAGCGUUCCUCACGUAGUGGAUUGA